CUGUGCGAGACUUCAGUCUACAGAACGACUUCAAAAAUUAACAGAAGUGUUAAAUUAUUUAUUAACUGGAUAAACUGAUGCUUGAUUAGUUGUAUAGAUAUUUUAAGUGCUUUAAGAAUAGUGUGGUGAGUAAGACUGUCCAACAAGAUUUAUUAACUUUAUCGAAAUUAUCAUCUAUUUUGGUUAAAACAAGUUCCUUUCUUGCUUGAAUCGUUUAGACAGGAAGUUAAACGAUAUUCACUUAACAUAAAUGAAGAUUGUAAGAAAAGAUUAUACAUAUAAAAUACAACAGAAGAACCAUUGGAUAUUCUAUUAUGAUAUUUUGAUAUAAAACAGUAGAAAAUAUAUACUAAACCAUUCAAAAAAGGAGUAAUAAUCAAUAGAAGUUGAAAGACACCACUCUCUUUAGAAUUUUUCAAAAUUCCUACCAGGAAUGUGUUAGAUCAUCAUUUUUUCUUUUUUAUGUUGUUAUCGUAUUGAUCGGCAUUUCGAAAACGAAACAUCAUAAAUUAUAACCAUUAUUGAUUCGAUAGUAAACGAAAACAGCUUCAUCAAUCAUGAAUCAUCAAGAGUCGCAGUCAGACGAUUUUUUUAAAAAGAUAGGAACUGAAGCUCAAGUUAGAAUAGAUGGUGAUGAUUUACUAUUAAGUGUGAAGGAUUUACAUAUUAUUGAACGUUUGGGUGAAGGAAGAUACGGUUUUGUUGACUUUGUUCGUGAUCGUCAAUCGAAUAAGACUUUCGCUGUCAAGAAAAUGACUUCGACUUCAUUUGCAGAAGGAGAGAGAAGAAGUAUGAUGGAAGUUUAUGUUGCAAUAAAGAGUUUACAUUGUCCUUAUACUGUAAACUUUUACGGUGCUAUGGCCACAGACGGAGAACUAUGGAUGUUGAUGGAAAGAAUGGACAUCUCUUUAGAUAAACUUCGACAGAAUAUUACAGAAAUGGAAGGAAGCUAUAAAAUAGAUGAAAGGAUUAUCGGGAAUAUGUCAUAUCAAAUCAUUAGCGGUCUUUUCUUUUUACGCAGCGAAGUAGGGGUUGCACAUCGCGACGUUAAACCAUCUAACAUUCUUAUUAAUAAAGGCGGCCAAGUGAAAAUAUGUGAUUUCGGGAUCUGUGGUGUUGUUAUGAGUGAUUCUCUAACUAAAUCAAAUGCUGGUUCUACGCCGUAUUUAGCUCCUGAGAAACUUGUACCAUCCGAUGAUAUCAUCUCUUCUUCAUCCAAAUCUGAUGUAUGGAGUCUUGGAAUAACUAUUCUAGAAUUUACAAUUGGUAAAUACCCGUACAGGAAAUGGAAGUGCGAUUUCGACGCUAUAAUGGAAGUUUUAAAUAACCCAUCGCCAACUUUACCACCAGACGAAUAUUCCAACGAAUUUAAUGAUUUUAUUAAUUUAACUUUAAAGAAAAAUAUUGAAGAGAGACCAAGAUAUCCUGAUCUUUUAAACAAACCGUUCAUUACAGAAAACGAAAAUGUUGAUAUUUCUGCUUUUACACAAAAAUUCUCAAAAACAAAUCUGUAG
Dimorphilus gyrociliatus is the source of this 1514-nucleotide messenger RNA. The record is from the annotation of a GenBank genome assembly. Lineage: Eukaryota; Metazoa; Annelida; Polychaeta; Dinophilidae.